Messenger RNA from Aspergillus oryzae RIB40, 1236 nucleotides. Its product is annotated as serine hydrolase domain-containing protein. The transcript is spliced from 7 exons. Lineage: Eukaryota; Fungi; Ascomycota; Eurotiomycetes; Eurotiales; Aspergillaceae. The record is from RefSeq and is a predicted model, not a curated record. Bases 1 to 1236 code for a protein of 411 amino acids.
AUGAACAAAGUGGACAAGAUUCUGGACCAAUUCACAGACCCCUUGACUGGGUCAGUGCAUGGCGCUGUUUUCAUCGCCAUUGACAGUUCAGGGAAGAUUAUCUAUCAUCGUGCUGCCGGCAAAGCAAGCCUUGAUGAUGAAAAUGCACCUGCUUUGCAAACCGAUUCUCUGUACUGGAUUGCUUCCAUGACAAAACUUGUGACUGCAAUAGCUGUAAUGCAGCUUGUGGAGCGAGGCAUCGUAUCACUUGACGAAGAUGUUCGGACAAUAGUCCCCGAGCUCCGAGAUAUACAAAUUUUAGAAGAUAUAAGGAACGAGUCGAACCAACUACAUCUGAAGCCCGUUCAAGGAAAGAUAACUCUCCGGAAUCUCAUGUGCCAUACAGCUGGCUUUGUGUACGACAGCUCGUCGCCACUUUUGCAAAAGUGGUCCAAAUCCCACGGUCGAACAGCAUACACCUUUUGUGGCAGCAUGGCUGGCUACCACCACCCGCUACUUUUCGAGCCCGACACCUCUUGGGGAUAUGGGGCUGGUUUAGAUUGGGCUGGCCGAGUGAUUGAAUGCGUAACAAACUCUACACUCGAGGAUUACAUGCAGACACACAUCUGGUCCAAGCUCGGCGCCGUAUCAACAACAUUCCACCCAGAAUUACACCGCGACACACUCCCCCCACAAAUGGGCAUGGGAUAUCGCGUCAGCGUCGGCCAGGGCACCAAGUCUCUGAAGUCAGGGCCUAUUAUCCUCAAACAGCCCGCGCAAGAUGAUCUGGGGGGUAUUGGGCUCUUCAGCACGCCGAUGGAUUUCGUCAAGUUACUAUCUGCGCUUUUGGAUGGUGGAUAUCCACUGCUCACCAGGGAAAGUGUCGAUGUUUUACUGCAGCCACAGCUUAGUGAGGCAUCCCGUGAAGCAAUGCCGAGGCCACUCGGGGCUCAGAUGAGACGGGUGUUGGGGAUUAAGGACGCCGGUGAUACCCAGCAGGCGGAUCAUUCUCUUGCUGGGACUGUUACGUUGAGGGAUAUUGCUGGUCGGAGGAGAGCUGGUACGGUUAAUUGGAGUGGGUUGCCGAAUUUGCAUUGGUGGAUCGAUCGGCAAAACGGCAUCGCAGCGACAUUGUUUACGCAAGUUAUGCCGCUGGGAGAUGCUGCUGUCACUAGCCUCCUUAUCGAUUUAGAAGAGAGUCUUUAUGCAGCGUUGGAGGAGAGCGGUGGCCAUAUGAAGACUCAUGUGAAGCUAUAG